AUGUCCCUCUUCAUUAUGAGUCCCAUGAUGAAACAACCGCAAUCCCUCACCAAGACGAGCAAUCCCGCUUUGAUCCGCAGAAGACGCGAGCGCAGUCACUCUCACGCUGUCGCUCACCCCUGUCACGUCGAUGUUGACACUCUCGAGUCAAGCAUUUUUCCGCCCCGAAGAUGUAAUUUCGCCCGGAAAGCCCCCGGUUCCAGCCAUCGAAUCCGAUACAGCGUUCAGGAUGUCCAACACACUGGAUUGCCUCUCUGCGAUGUCGUCUUAUUCCAGAAUGCAGGCAUUCCGAGCCCCUUGGCCUGCAAACCUGCGAGUCUCAGUCUCUCACAACUGAAGGCGGGCUCGCGCGCCCCAUCUUCGCAUACACCAGCCACUCCAGCGUGUUCCAUCAGAUCUCGUUCUGCCAGAGCUGGAAUGAGGGAUACGUAUGAAGCCCGCACGUGGCGAAACAGACUCAGACGGCAUUCCAGAUCUCCCAGAGCACUCGAAUCAAAUCCAUGUUGCACGUCCUGCUUCACAAAAGAAACUCCCAAGUGGCGCCAAGGUCCCUUUGGAUCACAUACCCUGUGCAACACGGGUAUCUAUUGUGUCAACGUUCAGGGUAGCUUCAUUAGGAGUUUUCACUGCAAAAAGAAUCUCGUUAUUGCUCCUAAUUAUGUUGGGUUUUGUCCGAGUGAUAAUGUACAUGUUUGUUUCUCCAUGGACAAGAACAAGACAUCGAUCGUUCAGUACCAGGAUUCGAAGUCGUGA
Messenger RNA from Fusarium pseudograminearum CS3096, 753 nucleotides. RefSeq lists its product as uncharacterized. Lineage: Eukaryota; Fungi; Ascomycota; Sordariomycetes; Hypocreales; Nectriaceae. The record is from RefSeq and is a predicted model, not a curated record. The transcript has 7 exons. Gene Ontology annotation, biological process: regulation of DNA-templated transcription. Gene Ontology annotation, molecular function: zinc ion binding; sequence-specific DNA binding. The coding region runs from base 1 to 753 and encodes 250 amino acids.